Molecule: messenger RNA, 4082 nt
Organism: Biomphalaria glabrata
Lineage: Eukaryota; Metazoa; Mollusca; Gastropoda; Planorbidae
Product: carbohydrate sulfotransferase 10-like
Exons: 7
Coding region: 962-2299 (445 amino acids)
Biological process (GO): carbohydrate biosynthetic process
Cellular component (GO): membrane
Molecular function (GO): sulfotransferase activity
Source: RefSeq, a predicted model, not a curated record
AACUUAUGUACAAUAAUGGCAGGAUGAAAAUUGGAAUCUGUUUUCCUAACCAGAGUGUGUGGUAUCCUGGUUCAAACGUUGGUUUAAGUUCCUCGUCUGUGGAUAUUUAAUUAAGCUGCUAUAGAAUUAGCAUGAAUUCAUCUGUGAUUGGAUGUCAGUCCACACGCUAACGGUCCAACCCAGUAGAGAAUAUCCAGGUGCAAAAAUGUUUUAAAAUCUUUGGAUUAGGUCGUGUAAUAUGUAAUGUGUACUAUGUAAUGUGUAAUAUGUAGUAGCCAUUAACUAGUAGUGAUGGGCAAGUUGAUAAGUAUUAAAAUUAUCUGAUAGAAUAAACUGGCUUAUAGUGAAGAAGUUAUUUUAAUUGUAUACAAAUAUCAUCUUUCUAAGGACCCCUGACGGUCGUAUCGAGGACCAAUGCGAACCUUAGUUUGAGAACCACAAGUAUAAUCUAUCUAUUUGACCUUUGAAACAUUGAACUAUUGAAGUUCUAAACUCUACGAUCACGUCCCUUAAUUCUUUACAAACGGACGAUUGUGUCAUGAAUGGUUGCGUCCCCCUUUUCUUCUGAUUUCGGAAUGCCAACGAUUGAUUUUGUCCUGAAUGAAAGUUUUGACAGGUAUUGAACUAACAAUGAGGUCACGUGUUCACCAACCAUUGUGAUACAUUGAAAUCAAGUCCCUGUCGGGAUAUUUAUACAUGAUGUUUACGUUAAACUCUUGAGACGGAGUGUUCGUAAUUUAGUAUCUCUAUUGUACACUUCUACACCAACGACGUUUUCUUGAGCACGCUGGACCAUGUGUAGUGGGUCUUUGUGUAUUUCUUCCACCUGAAGUGAAUCCGUGUAUUUCAUGUGUUUUAGAGUAAUGUUUAAAGAUUAUGUGUAACAAACAAUCCAAGAAACACAACUGCGAUAUAUAUCUGUGACAGAAGUGGAAGAAGUUGAUAAGAGUUGUCCAGAUCUAUGGUUUGUCAUAGAGCCUUGACGAAAAGAAGACUUUUGAAAUAUGGAGUCUCACUGGCCUUCUUCACACUACUGGCUCAGGUGUACUUCCAUAAGGACGAAGUCAAAUUAAAUAAACAUGACAUUAUUCAGAAGUAUUCUAAAUUGUACUCGCCUCGUGGUCCGCUGACCAGAAGACCAUCAACCCCUCCAGCCAAUGUCCAGCAGAUGUUGGAGAGCAUGAACAAACGAAGAGACAGGGUUCAAAUAGUCUGUAGUGACCCAGACAUAAGACGCAAAAGUGAGGAGCUAAGUGACCACACAUUAGUGUCCAGGAUGCAUCACUUUGUCUACUGUCCAGUGGAAAAAUCUGCGUCCACGUUUUGGAGACGGUUUCUGUAUCAGUUGGAGUUUACAAACCCCAUGCAAUCCCCAUUUAACGUGAGUGUCCAGGAAGCUUAUGACGGGAUGACAAGCAGAGUGAAAGUCUUUGAAAAGGGAAAGAGGCUGAGGAAGUUGCUGGAAGCUGCCACCAAAGUCAUAUUCGUUCGUGACCCUUUUUACAGACUUUUCUCAGCCUACGUGGAUAAGCUCCUGUCUCCGAAUCCUUUUUACUGGGAACUCUGGGGGCUUCCCGCUACAAGGAAAUACCGGCCAGAAAAGCAGGCUUUGGAAGGGGCGAAACUCUGCGGUAGUGAUGUGACAUUUCCAGAGUUCAUCCACCUGGUGACGGAUGAGCUCUGGCUGGACGAGUCGCAUGUUAUGCCCAUCUCCAGGAUGUGUGACCCUUGCGGGUUCAACUAUACCGUCAUCGGGAAGCUCGAAACCUUCACGAGGGACACGAGGCUUGUUCUGGCGUACCUGGGUCUGAACGAGAAUCAGGUGGGUCUAGAUCGAAUGUCUCACGAUGUCUUCAGCGAUGCGGUUAGGGACUCGGUGACGGACGCUCUCAGUGACAGCUGGCUGAACAUGACUUUGAAGUGUGUCAGCCGGACGGAAGUGGCAAGGAGAAUAUGGCGUAAGCUCCAGCUGCGAGGCUUUAUUAGCUGGAGGUUGAACUUUGAACUGCGACCGGAGGACGUCACGACUUUGCAGUCCGGCGAUUUCAUCGAUAUUCUUGAGGCUGCAGCCAAAGCCUCUGCUGAGUUUCAAGACUUGCGCUUUCAGAAAAGGCAGGCUCUUCAGGAGGCUUUAAAGAGCUUGAAGUCUUGGCAAUAUGACGAAAUCAUGCGCAUCUUCACAGCUGACUUUCUCAUGUUCGGAUACAACUCUUCGGAGCUUCUUGGCAAUUUACAGAAUGUGAAGUCUACUGGCGCUUUUGAUUGGUGGAAAGAUUGGGACUUAUCUACCCUUGUCUGAAAUAUUUAAAACAUAAUACGGUUACGGAUCUUGCAUGGAUAGGUAUUUCUUUUUAUUUAUGCAAUUAAAUGAAUUAAAAUGCUGACGUUUUUACUAUGCUACAAUUGACACUACCUCUAGUUAACUUGCACCUUCGUGGAAACUAAAACAUGGCUGGGUGGCUCAAAAACCUGAACAAGGAUCUCGAAAACGGCGGUAAUGAUUUCCCUAUAAAUUUGACAGUUUAUUUAUCACGUUGGGAAAAGAAUUACUAGCUCGUUGGCCACAUUGUGAAAACUCUGAUUUGACAUUUAUAAUUUUGCCAGUAUAAAAAGAAAUAAAUUUAAAUUACCCCCCCCCCCACGCACACACACACAAAAACCAACAACAAGAAAACAUUUAUCUUGAACGGAUCCUACGUUUUCGGGUAUUUCCGCAUUCAUUCAAGUGUUUAACAAAUGAAUGUUUAGAAACAUUUUAUGCAGCGUCUUCGAAGUCGAAAUCUAAAAGCAUACCAUUGAAAUAUCAUAAACUUUAUUAGUAAGGUAGGUCUUACCAUUUGCAAUUAACUAGGAUUAAUUAUUAUUUCUCUAAUAGGAAAAAAAAAAAGGGGGGGGGAGGGAAUGGGUCUUUUUAAAGAAUGCUUUUUUUUUUUUAAAAUCUCUCUGUAGGUUGUAUAGAGAAGAUAUUUUAUCUUAUCUUAUAUAAUACAGACGUUACUUCAAAAAAGAAGAUAAUUACGUCCUACGCGUCAUGCAUUUAGUCAUGCAUAUUAACCAAUGACUUAAAUUCUGCCAAGUCACUGGUUUUCCUGGCUAGCUCAGGCAACCCAUUCCAUGCUCUAAUAGCACUAGGGAAGAAGGAGUAUUUGUACAAAUUUGUCCUAGCAUAUGGGACGAGGGAUGUACCUUUAUCUUUGUGUCUUUCACAGUAUUUUAUUAAAUUUUGUUUUUGUAUUUGAAGAUUAUGGUUCAGUGUUUUAUGUAUGAUUGCUACUUUACUUUUGAGUCUUCUGUCCUGAAGGCUUUCUAAAUUUAGUGAUUUUACUAAAGGUGUUACUCUAGUUAAGUGUGAAUAUUUGUUUGUUAUGAAUCGCACUGCUCUAUUUUGUGUCUGUUCCAGUUUCUUAAUGUUAUCUUGAAGCUAUAGCCUUUUAAAGUUAUACAUAUUGUUCGUUUCUUUCUCGUCUUUAAUGUACAGAUGUCUUGGGGAUAGGAUGAAUAAAGAAAUUAAGUAAUUUAUAUAAAAGUUUGAGGUGGUGCAAUAACUAAUUGAUAUAAGUAAUCAAUAUAAACAUGGCAACUUUUCUAAGUGUAAAAUGCCGAACUUUACCUGCAGGUUAAAAAGCUUUAUAUUAUAUUGGUUAUUUUAUUUAUUAAUAUUAGUGUGAGUUUGUUCUAUAAUUGAAGCAUGUUCUUAUAGAAGUUUUGUAUCGCUAACGCAUUGAGAACAGUCACAGUCAACCGGAAGUGACAGAACAUCAAACCAAAAGAGUAAACAAAGAUUGCCUAUCAGAAUGAUUUAUAUUGAUUAUAUACCUUGCCAUUGUUUAUUUUGAUAAUUAUUUUUUUUAUUAUGCCAAAUACUCAUGUCAUUUUUUUAUUAUUACAAAAUUUUGAUUUUUGAAAUAAAACAUUUUUAUUUACCAAGACAUUCCCACCUCUCAAGAUCACAUUCAAUGUUCCGUGUUUACAAUUUAUUUUAUAAUUACAGUUUUUAUUUAAUAUGUAUAUAUAUAUUUAAUUAUGCCGGUUUUACAUGUUAUAAUUACAGUGUUAAUAAAAUAGAUUUAUUGUAAAAAUAA